Molecule: messenger RNA, 1602 nt
Organism: Colletotrichum truncatum
Lineage: Eukaryota; Fungi; Ascomycota; Sordariomycetes; Glomerellales; Glomerellaceae
Product: amino acid permease
Biological process (GO): amino acid transport; transmembrane transport
Cellular component (GO): membrane
Molecular function (GO): transmembrane transporter activity
Source: RefSeq, a predicted model, not a curated record
AUGGCGCAGUUCGUCUCUCAAGACCCCGGCGCUCGUGAGCACGAUCUCGGCUUCGCCAAGGCCGAUGCCAAAGAUGGCUACACGGCGCACCGUCCCUCCCGUUCCGAUGAUGGUUCGGCCGACAACAUGCUCGAGCAGUUGGGCUACAAGCCCGAGCUGGAACGCAACCGCUCGACGCUGCAGGUCGCCUUCAUGUCAUUCGUGCUUGCAUCGAUCCCCUACGGUUUGGCUACUACCAUGCUCUACCCCCUGGCUGGUGGCGGUCCCGUCAAUAUCAUUUGGGGCUGGCUCGGCGUGUCUCUGAUCAUUAUCUGUGUCGCUGCAUCGCUUGGUGAAAUCACCAGUGUUUAUCCCACUGCCGGAGGUGUCUACUACCAGGCCUUUAUGCUUGCCCCUGCCAAGUGGCGCCGUGCAGCCAGUUGGAUUUGCGGCUGGCUAUACGUCGUUGGAAACAUUACCAUCACUCUGGCUGUGAAUUUCGGAACCGCGCUGUUCUUCGUUGCGUGCAUCAACGUUUUUGAGUCGGAACCUGGUGUCGGCGUCUUUGCCGGCGAGCCGUACCAGGUUUUCCUCAUCUUCUUGGGUCUGACCCUUCUCUGCAACGCGGUGUCCUCGCUCGGUAACCGCUGGCUGCCCCUGCUUGAUACUGCCGCCAUCUUCUGGACCUUUGCCGGUGUCCUUGCGAUCAUCAUCUCCGUCCUCGUUAUCGCCAAGAACGGCCGCCAUGAUGCCAAAUACGUCUUCACCCAUUUCGAGGCCAACUCUGGCUGGCCCGAUGGCUGGUCUUUCAUGGUCGGUCUGCUGCACGCCGGAUAUGCCACUUCAUCUACCGGCAUGGUUAUUUCCAUGUGUGAAGAGGUCAAGAACCCCUCUAAGCAGGUCCCCAAGGCGCUCGUUUUCACCGUUUGCCUCAACACUCUGGCCGGUCUCCUCUUCCUCAUCCCGCUCGUUUUCGUGCUCCCCGAUAUCACCUACUUGAUCAACCUGGCUUCCGGCCAGCCUGUUCCUGCCAUCAUCAAGGACGCUAUUGGCAACUCUGGCGGCGCGUUCGGUCUCCUCUUCCCCCUCAUGGUCCUUGCCGUCCUUUGCGGUAUUGGCUGCACGACUGCUGCCUCGCGCUGCACCUGGGCCUUUGCCCGUGAUGGUGCCAUUCCCGGCUCCCGCUGGUGGAAGGAGGUCAACACUAAGCUUGACGUCCCUCUCAACGCCAUGAUGCUCAGUAUGGCCGUCCAGAUCAUCCUUGGUCUCAUCUACUUUGGCUCCAGCGCCGCCUUCAACGCCUUUUCCGGUGUUGGUGUCAUUUGCUUGACUGCCUCUUAUGCCGUCCCCAUUGCCAUCAGUCUGUUUGGUGGCCGUAAGCACUUGGAGGGCGCAAACUUCAACCUUGGCGCUUUUGGUGCAUUCGCAAACGUCGUCGCUCUCGCCUGGUCUUGCCUCGCGAUGCCCCUGUUCUGCAUGCCCACUUUCGUCCCCGUUACGGCCACGACCAUCAACUACGCCCCCGCCGUCUUCGUGGCCGCCUGCCUUAUUUCCGGUCUCUGGUACCUCGCCUGGGGCCGCAAGAACUACGCCGGACCCCCGAGCGAGGAGGUCCACCACUAA